Plasmopara halstedii is the source of this 372-nucleotide messenger RNA. RefSeq names its product DDE superfamily endonuclease, CENP-B-like. The record is from RefSeq and is a predicted model, not a curated record. The transcript is spliced from 4 exons. Lineage: Eukaryota; Oomycota; Peronosporomycetes; Peronosporales; Peronosporaceae. Bases 1 to 372 code for a protein of 123 amino acids. Gene Ontology annotation, molecular function: nucleic acid binding.
AUGAUAUCACUGAUCCAGCUAUUAAAUGCAGGAAUCAUUCGAUCAUUGAAAGCUCGAUAUCGACGCAAGCUCGUUCGUUGGCUGCUUGAUGCCAUGCAUGCUGGUGUCAAUCGGAUAUUGAAUGUUUUGGAGGCUGUGCAGCUUGCGAUCGCCAAUUGGGGGAAAGUGACCGCUAAAGCAGGAGGACGUUUAUGGUCGCGCGUUGGAUGCGAGCGUGGAAGGAUUCUUGCUGAGCUGAUGACGGAGAUGCAUGAUGUGAUCGAACGAGUUGGAUUUGAUGCGGAUCAAGAGGGUGACAAUGACUCGGAGCCUAAAGCCCGAUACAACCAUCAGCGGCUCUUGCUUGCUAUGUCAAGCUUGCAGAGUUCAUAG